AUGGCCGAGGAUGCCGCGCCAUCGUCCUCGGCCGCGCCCUCGGGGCCGCUCUGCCCCUUCCUGUUCAAGAAGUCCGGCCGCGGACCGCCGGCUGGCCGCCGCCAGAGACGCGGGGCCGGGCCGGAGCGGCCCGACGGCGGCGGGAGCAGCAGCGACGGCAGCGGUGACGAGGACCCGGCCGUGGUCCGCCCUGACAGGAAGCGGGCCGCCCCCAACCCCAUGAUCCAGAAGACCCGCGGGGCCCGCGACGGCCAGGCGUCGGCCGCCGGCGGCGACGACGAGGCUCGCGCUGCGGCCCUGGGCGUGCUCUACCCGUCCAGCCGCUCGGCCAAGCCGGCCGGGCCCGAGGACAUGGGCGCCACGGCCGGCUACGAGGCGGAUGCGGCCCGGGGCCCACGGCCAGCGGCCAAGGGACGCCAGGGGCCCCAGCGCGCGCCCGAGCACCUGCGCGCCACUGUGCGCUGGGACUACCAGCCCGACGUGUGCAAGGACUACAAGGAGACCGGCUUCUGCGGCUUCGGCGACAGCUGCAAGUUCCUGCACGACCGCGCCGAUUACAAGCACGGCUGGCAGAUCGAGCGCGAGCUGCGCGACGGCCGCUAUGGCGCCGAUGACGUCCGCGGGGCCUACGAGCUGGGCCCCGACGGCGGCCCCGCGCCCGCCGCCUGCCGCAUCUGCCGCCAGCCCUUCCGCAGCCCCGUGGUGACCCGCUGCGGGCACUACUUCUGCCGGGCCUGCGCCCUGCGCCACUUCCGCGCCUCCCCGCGCUGCUUCGAGUGCCACCGCCGCACCCACGGCGUCUUCAACCCGGCCCGGGGGCGCGCCCCGGCCCCCACCGACGCCACCACCCCCAGCGCCUAG
Dromiciops gliroides (monito del monte) is the source of this 861-nucleotide messenger RNA. RefSeq names its product E3 ubiquitin-protein ligase RNF113A-like. Gene Ontology annotation, cellular component: U2-type spliceosomal complex. The transcript has a single exon. Gene Ontology annotation, biological process: snoRNA splicing. The record is from RefSeq and is a predicted model, not a curated record. Lineage: Eukaryota; Metazoa; Chordata; Mammalia; Microbiotheria; Microbiotheriidae. The coding region runs from base 1 to 861 and encodes 286 amino acids. Gene Ontology annotation, molecular function: metal ion binding.